Purpureocillium takamizusanense is the source of this 1565-nucleotide messenger RNA. RefSeq lists its product as uncharacterized. NCBI's taxonomy places the organism in Eukaryota, Fungi, Ascomycota, Sordariomycetes, Hypocreales, Ophiocordycipitaceae. The transcript has a single exon. The record is from RefSeq and is a predicted model, not a curated record. Bases 519 to 1295 code for a protein of 258 amino acids.
GCGUUGCUGAAGAUGAAGCGUGAUACCCGAUUCGGCCGAGCUGACGACAACGACACGCACUGCGCGGCCUCGGCGCAGUAGCAGUGGCGGCUGGUCUGGCUCGCGGGGUUGCCAUAGUUCGACAACGUCAAGCACUUGGUGCGCAUUUUUCGAUGUUAAUCUCGGCACCUCGCUAUAGGCGCGGUCAGCUUGUCGCACGCUCGUGCUUUCAUCACCGCCAUCGACAACUGCGUCAAUUCGUGACCGGUAUCCAUUACCACUCUCUAUCUGACUAUCUCGAGCUGCUCCACUCGUCUGGAUCUGGGCCCAGUCACCGGAAUUGAGACCCAUCAACGGGUGCAUCAGAAACCGCUCGUCGCGACUACUAUUAGCUCGCCUCCACCGCUUAUCUCGAUCCUCUACGGACCCGGCCCACUGAUACAGCACUUCGCGCGACGCUUAUUACUGUACUCUACUGUACUACGUACGUACUACUCCCAUACGGACACCCCUUGGAAGGCUCCGCAAAGUCGUCCACCAUGGGCAACCCUGACCGGCCGGCCGAGGCAUCGGACGACUUUGCGGCGACCAAGGUCCCGGACAUGCCGCAGAGGGCUUUGUAUCAGCAGACGGUGCCUGUGGCCGUUGAGAGCGGCGACGGCGACGGCGUGGGCGAAGUUGGCGAUAUGCCGCCUUCAUAUGAAGAGGCGGCGUCGAGCGGCUCCGGCCGGCCCGUCGGUACCGAUGCUAAUACCCGCCCCGGGCCCGGGUCCGGGUUGAGGUCGGUGUCCGCCGGGAGCACAGCUGCUGCGGGAUCCGACCACGGCAACUCCAGCCAGCACCGAGCCGAGGCGGCCCGAACUACGAGUAGUAGUAGUAGGUGCAGCAGCCUAAACGCCGAGGCGAGUGAUGCCCUGCUCGGCCAUUCAUCAAGCCCGGACCAGCGGCCGCCGCAGCAUGAUAAUCAGCAGCAGCAGCCGAAACCCGCCGACGAGGAUGCGGCGGCAGCAGCCCAGCCGAGCGAUGCUAUCGAUAUCAGCGGGUACAAGCACACCGAUCCCAUGAGGUGGGACCUGCGCGAGCGCAACGGCGACUGGAACAAGCUGGACGGCGAGCCCGGCUGCUGCGUGUCGUCCUCCGGCGGCUGCUGCUUCUCAUCGCGCGGCGGCUGCUGCUUCUCGGACCGGGGAGGGUGCUGCUUCUCGGACCGCGGGGGCUGCUUCUUCUCCGACACGGGGGGUUGCUUCUUCAGCAGCGGGGGGGCGUGCUGCUGCAGUGAUCACGUCGAAAGGGGGCCUGCGCCGUCAUCAGGAUGAGUUAUGGGGGUUGCGCGAGACCCCUGAUGAUGGGGCUGUGGUCUAUAAUGCAUGGUUCUGAUUAUGGAUACUGUUCGGCAGUGGCGUUUGCGAUGAGAUGAUGUCGAUCUGGCUACCUAUAUCACGAACGUACCCAGCCCAGGAACUCACAUCGAUGGCCAUAUGUAGUUGAUCCUUUUCAUGCUACAAUGACUAAAUUAUGUACAGACUUGGAAUACGAAACGUGGACUGGGACAUUUCAUACAAUAUACCUCUCUACGCCUCAGAAAG